CAGGAUUAGUCGGGAGCAGCAGAGACAGCGCUCCGGUAAUCUCCCGGUAAUAAAUGGGGGAGACGGGCACGUUCGGAACUGCCGGUUCCGAGUGACACCGGAGGCCCCCCGCCCCCUUCCUCUGAAACCCCCCUUGAAGGAUCCUGCAUUCGGAGCAUGAUGGGUAUCUUCGUGACGCCGCAGCAGACCAAUGCGCUCCGGGCAGGUAAACGCAGCAGCAGCUUCACCUGCGAAGUCACAGCGGAGGACAGCGCAGCUCCUCAGCGGACUCUCUGCUGACUGAGACACACCGGGACGGACGCGCAGAUACCUCAGCCUACUUCUACGAUGGAGGAGAGCCUGCCAGAGUAACUUCCAGCAGCGACCCUCACUAGCCACACCGCAGACCGUCACAGAGGACUCCGUUCGUCACGAUGAGCCGAUAAAUUCCUGCUCGCCGCUGCUUUCCCCGGACAGUGGAUUGACCGUCUCCUGACAGCAGAGGAGACGAGCAGAGAGGCCUUUAUUCGUUUGUUUCAGUCCUCAGAUGGACCGAGUGCCAACGGCACUGGCCGCUAAGAUGCGCUGGAUCACGCUGGUGCUUGCCGGCUUGACUUUCUGGGGCAAAGUGACUAUUUGUAACUGUUUCGACUACGAGGAGCCCGACUAUGAAUAUUAUGAAGAGGAGAGAGCGGAGACCAUCGACUACAAGGACCCGUGCAAAGCUGCUGUAUUUUGGGGCGACAUCGCUUUAGAUGAGGAGGACCUGCGCAUGUUCCAGAUCGACAGGACGAUAGACCUGACACAACACACACACAUGCACACACACUCCCGACAGGGACACACGUCUGGUGGCCUGGAGGAACACGAAACUGUGAAGAAGAGAGGAUCGUUGUACCUGCUGCUGGAAAGAAUACGUAGAUUUGGCUUUGACCUUCUUCCCAAGAAUGACAGCAAGGGAGCUGCCAGUCCGAAGAGCCAAACUGGGAAAGGUGGGAAGGCUGGGAAGGUCGUGAAGAGUCGUAUUCCUCGAGCAGCCACGUCUCGAGCUGAGAGGAUAUGGCCCGGAGGAGUCAUUCCCUACGUCAUAGGAGGAAACUUCACUGGUAGUCAGAGGGCCAUGUUCAAGCAGGCCAUGCGUCACUGGGAGAAACAGACGUGCGUAACUUUCAUUGAGAAGACGGACGAGGAGAGCUACAUCGUGUUUACUUACAGACCCUGUGGGUGCUGUUCCUAUGUGGGUCGUCGCGGCAACGGGCCUCAAGCCAUCUCCAUAGGAAAGAACUGUGACAAGUUUGGCAUCGUGGUGCACGAACUCGGCCACGUCAUCGGCUUCUGGCACGAGCACACGCGGCCCGACCGCGACGAUCACGUGACCAUCAUCCGAGAUAACAUCCAACCAGGCCAGGAGUAUAACUUCCUCAAGAUGGAGCCAGGGGAGGUGAACUCUCUCGGGGAGCCAUAUGAUUUUGAUAGCAUCAUGCACUACGCCAGGAACACCUUCUCACGUGGGAUGUUCCUCGACACCAUCCUUCCAUCCAGAGAUGAAAACGGGGUCCGGCCUGCUAUCGGCCAGCGGACCAGGCUCAGUAAAGGAGACAUUGCACAGGCAAGGAAGCUGUAUAGAUGUCCAGCAUGUGGAGAGACACUCCAAGACUCAACGGGCAACUUCUCAUCUCCUGGAUACCCCAAUGGAUACCCUUCAUACACACACUGUGUCUGGAGGAUAUCUGUUACACCUGGAGAAAAGAUUGUUCUGAACUUCACCACCAUGGAUCUGUAUAAAAGCAGCCUGUGCUGGUAUGACUACAUUGAGGUUCGGGAUGGAUACUGGAGGAAAGCCCCGCUGCUUGGCAGGUUUUGUGGAGAUAAAGUUCCCGAAGUCUUGAUUUCAACCGACAGCAGAAUGUGGAUUGAGUUUCGCAGCAGCAGCAACUGGGUUGGAAAAGGCUUUGCUGCAGUUUAUGAAGCGAUCUGUGGAGGGGAAAUCACCAAGGACUCGGGCCAGAUUCAGUCUCCCAACUACCCUGACGACUACAGGCCCUCCAAAGAGUGUGUGUGGAGGAUCACCGUGUCCGAGGGCUACAACGUCGGGCUCAGCUUCCAGGCCUUCGAGAUUGAGAGGCAUGACAGCUGCGCCUACGACUACCUGGAGGUCCGGGACGGGCCGCUCGAAACAAGCCCUCUGAUUGGUCGAUUCUGUGGCUACGACAAACCCGAGGAGGUGCGCUCUACGUCGCACACACUGUGGAUGAAGUUUGUCUCGGACGGAACGGUGAACAAGGCCGGCUUUGCUGCUAACUUUUUCAAAGAGGAAGAUGAGUGUGCCAAGCCAGACAAUGGUGGAUGUGAACAGAGGUGCGUAAACACUCUCGGCAGCUUCAAGUGUGCCUGUGACCCUGGUUAUGAACUGGCCCCUGACAAGAAGAGCUGUGAAGCGGCAUGCGGCGGUCUCCUGUCCAAGUUAAACGGAACCAUUAGCACUCCUGGCUGGCCCAAAGAAUAUCCCCCCAACAAGAACUGUGUGUGGCAGGUGGUCGCUCCCACUCAGUACCGCAUCUCCAUGCAGUUUGAGGCCUUCGAGCUGGAGGGCAACGAGGUGUGUAAAUACGACUACGUGGAGGUGCGGAGCGGCCUCUCUUCCGACUCUAAGCUUCACGGUAAAUACUGUGGCACCGAGGUCCCCGAGGUCAUCACUUCGCAAUACAACAACAUGAGGAUUGAGUUCAAAUCAGACAACACCGUCUCUAAGAAGGGCUUCAAGGCUCACUUCUUCUCAGACAAAGAUGAGUGCAGCAAGGACAACGGCGGCUGCCAGCACGAGUGCAUCAACACAGUGGGCUCGUACGUUUGUCAGUGUCGCCAUGGCUUUGUACUGCAUGAGAACAAACAUGACUGUAAGGAAGCUGAGUGUGAGCAUAAGAUCCACAGCCCCAGUGGGACCCUCAGCAGCCCCAACUGGCCAGACAAGUAUCCCAGCCGUAAGGAGUGCACCUGGGACAUCACCGCCACGCCAGGACACCGAGUCAAGAUAACCUUCAAUGAGUUUGAGAUCGAGCAGCAUCAGGAAUGUGCUUACGACCAUCUGGAGGCCUUCGACGGUGACAGCGACACGGCAGCCAUCUUAGGCCGCCUCUGUGGCAGUAAGAUCCCCGAGCCUCUGGUCUCCACCGGGAACGAGAUGUACCUCCGCUUCAUCUCUGACGCCUCAGUACAACGGAAGGGUUUCCAGGCUACACAUUCCACAGAGUGUGGAGGUCGUCUGAAAGCAGACGCCCGUCAGAAGAACCUCUACUCCCACUCCCAGUUUGGGGACAACAACUACUCAGGUCACACUGACUGUGAAUGGCUGCUGACAGCAGAACAGGGCUACGGCAUCGAGCUCAGCUUCGUAACGUUUGAGGUGGAAGAGGAGGCCGACUGUGGUUAUGACUACAUCGAGCUGUACAACGGAUAUGACGCCAACGCACACCGGCUGGGUCGCUUCUGUGGUUCAGGGCCCAGAGAGGGGAUUUAUUCGCCCGGAGACGCUAUGCUGAUCCGUUUCCAUAGCGACGACACAAUCAGCAAGAAGGGCUUCCACAUCCGCUACACGAGCACCAAGUUCCAGGAGAGCCUCCACGCCAGGAAAUAACAGCGGGCCGCGACCUCUGACCCCCGUGCAGCCCCGCCACCGUUACCCCGACCUUCACCACGGCAUCGAGAACACAGCAGCUCCUCGUCCUCCUCUCCAGCCCGCUCUCGGACGUGGACGUUCGCCAGCCAUCGGCCGCCGGAGGAAGACGACUCUUGAGUGAAUAUUUUUCUCCACACAGGUCACCGCUCUUGGAUGAUGAGACUCAAUGAGAUAAAAACAAACCGGGGGGGGUA
Acanthochromis polyacanthus (spiny chromis) is the source of this 3849-nucleotide messenger RNA. RefSeq names its product tolloid-like 1 (gene tll1). The record is from RefSeq and is a predicted model, not a curated record. The transcript is spliced from 22 exons. Gene Ontology annotation, biological process: proteolysis. The coding region runs from base 527 to 3613 and encodes 1028 amino acids. Gene Ontology annotation, molecular function: zinc ion binding; metalloendopeptidase activity; calcium ion binding. Lineage: Eukaryota; Metazoa; Chordata; Actinopteri; Pomacentridae.